UUACCAUUACCUUCCAUAAUGUAAUGUAUUCCUAUUCUGUGUACCGAGUUCCUCCACGCUCAGAACUUUUAUUUUUAGACUCGGCCAUCAACUGAAGUUGUCGUUCAAUCAUUUAUUUUGUCACCAACUCUUCAAAAAAUCUGCCACUGGUACUUUCAAUCCAACCGCUCAGAUAGUGAAGGUGUUAUUUUUGUUGCAACACAGGUUUUGGAAUGGACAUUGCAACCUCUAUGGGUUUUACUAAUUUAAAUAUUUAUGGAACUGAUGUGAAUGUACCUAACUCUAGCCGUGCCCAAAGUUCAAACAUGAAUUUGAUGACUCCAUAUCUACCUCAACAAAAUCAGAUAGUCGAUCAGCCUAAUGUGAACACCCCAGAUUUCCACCCUCAUGCUCAACUCGCUCAGCACCAUGUAUCGCAGAGUAGCGAUCACUCUCAGCACUCCGAGGAUGUUGCGAAUAGAUUUGGUCACCCCAACAUGAAUCUCAUCACUCCCUGUGCUAUUCCGCCGCAGCAUCCAACCACAGAAGGCAUACGCACUCCAGCUGACGCUUGUUCAGAUAUCGUUGAUAACCUUUGGUGCCACCGAAAAUGUGCCGAAACAGACUAUUUUGCCAAGAAAGCAAUUGAGAGUUUAGUCAAGAAACUGAAGGAAAAAAGGGAAGAGCUUGAAGAUCUAGUAACUGCAGUUACUACUUGUGGAACUCAAUUGACAAAAUGCGUCACAAUACCAAGAACGCUGGAUGGAAGGUUACAGGUUGCAGGAAGGAAAGGCUUACCGCACGUAGUUUAUGCAAGAAUCUGGAGGUGGCCGGAUCUGCAAAAAAAUGAGCCCAAGCAUCUUAAAAUUUGUCAGUACGCUUUUGAAUUGAAGUGUGAUCUCGUUUGUGUCAACCCAUAUCAUUAUGAAAGAGUUGUUGCACCAAGCGUAGAUCUAUCCAAUUUAAGUUUAAGUCCUGAUACAACAAUGAUGCAGCACCAUUCCAUGUCUUACUCUGGCUAUGACCAUUCUAAAACACCACAAAUGCAAGGAUGCAGCGCCCUAACUCAGCCUGCAAGGCUUCCCAUCACGCAAUCGUCCGGAGCUUCCUCAUCCAUGACUCAAUCAUCAUCCUACUACUCAGCUCCCGUUAAUCAGACAGCAUAUGCAAACCAGCAACCCCACCAUCCAGUUACAAAUCAACAGUCUGAAAAUUCUAAUUAUUUUAAAGUCGAAGUUGAAGAUACAUCUUACCGCAGCUCACAGCAACCGCAUCUGCCUCAAGCGGGACCUGCAGUUCAAGAUCCGAAUUACUACAAGGUAGAUGCAAGUGUGAAAUUGCCGCAGUCAGAUUUAGUGGCCAGCCGAAGUGCAAGCACAGUUCACCCUCCGAAGGUGAUGCAGCCGCAAGCAGCCCACCAAGGUCAAUACCCGUCCCCAAGUCCGGACGAGCCAUGGAGCAAACAGAGUCCUCACCCUUAUCAGCAGCAGAAGAUACAGUUACAACAGCAGCCGCAGCCACAACAACAACAUCCAGGACAUCAACAGCAACCAGAACAAGCACAGUAUUGGAACAACGCAGCCAUUGUCUCAAAACAACCAGAACAAACCCUUUCUCAACAACCACCGCCAGAGUAUUGGUGCUCAAUUGCAUAUUUUGAGUUAGACGCACAAGUGGGAGAAACUUUCAAAGUCUCCUCAUCAUGUAAAAAAGUAGCUGUCGAUGGAUACGUGGAUCCAUCUGGAGGGAACAGAUUCUGUCUUGGUGCUCUUAGCAACGUCCAUCGAACGGAGCAAAGCGAGAAAGCCAGGUUACACAUAGGCAAAGGUGUUCUUCUUGAGCUGCGAGGAGAAGGCGAUGUGUGGUUGAAGUGCUGCAGUGAUCAUGCGGUAUUUGUCCAAUCUGACUAUCUAGACCGAGGAGCAGGAAGAGCUGUGCACAAAAUCUUCCCUGGCAAUUUUACAAAGGUCUUUGAUCUGCAACAGUGUUUCUGGCAAAUGAGGGCACAGACGCAAGCAGCCCAAGUUGCUGCUGCAGCUCAAGCGGCAGCUGUUGCUGGACAUGUAACAGGACCCCACAGUGUUGGUGGUAUAGCCCCAGCUAUUAAACUUAGCGCUGUUGCCGGCAUAGGAGUUGAUGAUCUUAGAAGACUUUGUAUUCUUCGCUUAAGUUUUGUCAAAGGCUGGGGACCCUAUUACCCACGACAAUCAAUCAAAGAAACACCUUGUUGGAUUGAGGUUCACCUACAUAGGGCUUUACAACUGUUGGAUGAAGUCUUGGCGAGUUAGAAAUGCUGAGUUUAUUUUCUUUUUUUCACUAUCAGUCAGUUUAUCCAAUGUGAACUGGUGCAACGGUCAGUACAUCUGGUGACUGAAGCUUCUACCUCACAAAAUCGAUUAUUCUGACGUUGUAUAAUUCUGGAUGAAGCUAGGUCUCCUGCAAUGGUUUCGAAGUGAACGCUUUCUCUAUUCCAGUGAAGUGCGUAUUGAACUCCAGGCAAUUCCUCAAGGCAGCAACCAGCAAACUGGUAUAUUGCAAUGUGUGGAUGACAUUUCGCAAGCACUUCCUCCCUCGAGAGGGGGAGCCCUGUGUGAAUAUCCCCUGUCUAUGCGCUUAAUUUUGCACCCCUCCAUCUCCCCUCCCAAUUGUCUCCCUUACCAACAAACUUAGUCAAGAUCUGCCCUCCUCCAAGGUAAUGUUUGUAUACUUGUUGAUAUCUUGCAAAAUGGAAAGUGUCUUUUUCUUGAAAGUGGAGUCGGUUUUGAACUACUCUCAGGGUGUCUGCAGACUUUAAGAAAUAGUAGUGUUGAGGAAUUCCAUGUUGAAAAGAAGAGCAUUUUUCCUUUUGCCUAAAAUUUUUCUAUGGAAUGAGUUUUCUUAAUGAUCGAAUUUGGAAAGUGAAGACUUUGGAAAGGAAAUGUUUGCACUCUUUCAUUUGCCAAAUUUUGGCAAGUUUGUGCUCAACCUGCAUUUAAGGGUGAUUUAAGGAUUAUAUCCCAACCCCUUUUUAAAAUAAAUGGUAGAAUCUCUUCUUUUUUCCUUGCAUUACAGUAGAUUUUCAUUGAUCUGGAAAGUCUCGUCUUUUCAAUCAGGCAGAAUUUUGGAGUGGUACAAAUAUUUUUCAAAGAAUCCAGUAGUCACCCUGACAUUUUAUCUAUGAGAAAUGAGAUCUAUCCUCUUUUUUUUCCUUUUUUGGACCUUCCAACCAAACCUUACAUGCAGUAAAUUUGUAUAAUAUAAACAGCAUUAUAUACAUGAUAUGGACCAAUUCUAGCAAAAUGGAAGUAAGGACUCAGCUUUUUUUUUCGUUUGUAAGCAUGUACUUCUAUGGCAAAUCAAUGGAAGAUUUUCCAUUCCUGGAAUUAAUAAGAAAGUUAGUUUCUUUUUGCUGUACUUGGUCGUUACAUAUCCUGUGUGCGUUUCUUGCAUAACUGCAGGAUUUAAGUGUACAUACCUCUAGGGGGUGAACAUACAUUGGUGGAUCAACAAGUAAGUUUCCUAUGCUUUAGUUCUGUUAAUAUUUAACAGAUUUAAAAUAAUUCUAGACGAAGAGAAAGCACAAUUUUUUCUAAAAAAGUUUAUGUAGCUCAUAUUUGUUUGGGACAGAAUAAGGUGAGCUUCGUUGAUCCGCACCUGACAAGAUCCGAGCAUUUUUGUCUGAUUUGAGCAAUGAGAAGUUUCUAGGAUGUUCCCUAAGCCUAAUAAAAUUAAGGAAUCAUUUAAAAUAACACUACAAAACGGUAAGCUUACUUUUUUUUCCACCUAGGUAUUAAUGAUUCUUCGUAUCAGAAAAACGCUCAGGAUGUUAUGUUUGUUUUUAUUUUCUAAAAGUUUCUUGGAAUGUUAAAAGUAUUUAUUUCUAAAGGAUGUUUUAGGAAAUCGAAAGGAUUCUAUGAACUUUUUAAUAUUAAGGAUGUUUAAAGAGCCUUUAGUUUUUAAAUAAGUAUUUUCUAUUUGUUUUGUAUUAUUUCUAAGAUAUUAGUUUACUCCCAUGUUUUUACUCUCUUUCCCACCUUCAGUUUUUUUUUAAGAUUUGACUGCAUUUUAACAUGUAUAAUUCAUCGUCUAGUAUUCGUUUCUUCCUCUCACUACAAAGUUGCCCCAGCUAUAAUUUUACUUUAACUUGCAACUGAGGUAGUAAAACUCAAAAUGGAAGGACUGCACUUUUUAUUCUGAUUGUGGUAUUUUAUUUUGAGCAGAAAUUACUUUUGUAAAAGUUCAUUUUGGAAUUUAUAAAGAAAUCUCAUGGCAGUUUUAGGAUUUCCAAUGGACUAUGAAGUAAAUUGAUGAGGCUUUCUGAAGGCGGCCUUUGAGGAACAGCCUUUAGGGUGGAGAAAAGGCUGUCCGUUAAUGACAGCAGGUACAUACUUAACAGAGAGGGGAGAGCUCUAUGACAGCCGGACAAAUCCCUUUCAAGGAAAAUAAGAGGGGAAGAGGAAUGGAAAAAUCCAGAAUUUUGCCUGAUGUCAUUUAAGGACAUCCUCUUAAAUCAUGAGAGUUUUUUUUAAGAAAAUUUUGAAAUUUGUUCUGUGUAUUGUGCUGUUUUUAAUUUUCUCAGUACAAGUGGUGCCUUGGUCAGGAGAGACGAUACCUACUAUCUCUCUACUUAAAAGUGAGGCGGCCUUUGACAAUGUAUAGGACUGCAUUUAGCCUUUGAUUCUUACAGGCUCCAUUAUUUUUUAUCAACUGGUUUGUUAGAAGUUAAAACGGUGCGCAUUAAUGAGGACUUUAGAAAUUUCCGAGAUUUUUUGUUAUUUUUUUUUUUUAUUAAAGAAUCAUUGUUGGAAAGUUGCAUGGUAACUUAAAAUAUUGCCUGUCAGUUAGCUUCUAUCUCUGUAAAAUCGAUUUGUUGUAAUUUGUUUGCUCUUUUUUGAUAUUCCGUUUUAUAGAGACAGAUUUUAAGAUAUUUUUUUGACAAUUUGAACACUAAUUUGUUAAUUUAUUAAAACUCUGCAGCUACUCAUACUUUAGUGUAAUGCUAGAUCACUGGACAGGAUUAUAAAUGAAAAAUUGAAACUCUUAUUCUUUUGAAAUUUCAUCUGCCCUUUAGAGAUUACGCUAAUGUACAAAACCUUUUGCUUGACAAAAAUCCAAAGUUCCCUCCUGUUAAAUUUGUGUUAAACUGAUUGCAGGUUGUUUUAAAGUGGAAAAAUUUUCUUAAUUUGCUGAAUUUUACAUCCUGAGUUUACAAGUAUUGCGCAGUAGAGAAGAAAGGAAAUAUUUGUAAUGAUAAAUACCAUGUAUAUUUCAUUGUUUUUAGUCUAUAAAACCAAACUUUGAACCUUGCUGAACGUUUAACUCUGGUUUCAAUGACUGAUUUUACCUACAUUACUUCUAAUUUUUUCACCACAUGGAGUUUAAGUACAUAGACUGAAUUUCUUGUAAACUUCAAACACUGAUUUCUCAUCUAUGAGUUGAUUUUGGAAAUUUUCCAUUUGCUCAAUGUAUUUUGCGCGUAAUUUUGAUUCAGUAGCAUAGUUUGUGGUACCUUAAUUAAUUCUUACUAAGUCUGUUGGUCCAUCAAGUAGGUCCUUUUUAUUUUGGAUUUGCUCUCUACGCUAUUUUUUAACUUUUUGCCGCCAUUUUCAAUGUGAAAUUACGGGUUCUUAAAAUCAUAACCAUUUUCUUGUGCUCUCCAUUAAUUUGCUUAUUUGCAACAAGGAUAAAAAUGUAAUCAUAUUUUUCAAGACAAUUCAAUACACUUAUAAUCUGUACCAUCACAA
Molecule: messenger RNA, 5702 nt
Organism: Bemisia tabaci
Lineage: Eukaryota; Metazoa; Arthropoda; Insecta; Hemiptera; Aleyrodidae
Product: mothers against decapentaplegic homolog 4
Biological process (GO): regulation of transcription by RNA polymerase II; SMAD protein signal transduction; BMP signaling pathway
Cellular component (GO): heteromeric SMAD protein complex
Molecular function (GO): RNA polymerase II cis-regulatory region sequence-specific DNA binding; I-SMAD binding; DNA-binding transcription factor activity, RNA polymerase II-specific
Source: RefSeq, a predicted model, not a curated record